Prorocentrum cordatum is the source of this 672-nucleotide messenger RNA. Lineage: Eukaryota; Dinophyceae; Prorocentrales; Prorocentraceae. The record is from the annotation of a GenBank genome assembly.
AUGAGGCAGGUCGGCAUCGCUUCCCGGGUGGUGGAGCUGCGGGGUAAGAUGGCGCCGCUGGCGAGCCUCUCGGAGAGACUCUCGGGCGACCCGUCGGUUAUGGCCGCGGUUCCGAAGCGAGAGGAGCACGUCCUCACGCUCGAGAUCAAGAAGCGACGAGAGGCCCUGGCGCAGACGGUGCACGCCAUGAUGGAUAAGGUUGGCAAAGAGCGCAGCAUCUCCAUGUCGCACAAUGUUGGCGACGACUGCUUCAUUGACAACCUCAAGAUGACCAUCGCCUAUUCGGUGGCCGGCCAGACCGAUCACGUUUCCGACGCCUUCGACUCGCAGCCCUUCGCGGAGGUUGCGAAGGCGUCGCUCAUGCAAUCGAUGAAGGCGACGAACUUCGCCCAGACUCGCUGGCAGGCUGCCAUUGACACUGUCGUGGAGAAGAUCAAGGAAGGCAUCCCCGAGUGGCAGCAGCUCGAGAGCAUUCUCGCUGCCAUCAAGCCUCACCAUGGACAUCAGCUCUUCGAGGCGUCGUGCGCGACCUCCCUGCGCCAGACCAUGGACGCGGCCACGGUGAUAGUGUCUCUUACCUUUGCCAUUUAUCACAUUCACACCACUUUCGCGAAGUGCAAGGGUUACAGGGCGCUCGACAACGAGGCCAGGGCCCUCAAGGCACAGCUCGAG